UUACACUUAGAAUUAGAUUAAGGUUUUCUUUUAUUAUUAUUUUUUUUUAACUUUAUAUUUUGUGAAAAUGACUCAUAGUAUUUUUUAAAGUAUUUUGUGGUCCCUGAAAUAUAUAUGUAUUUAAUAUUAUAGUACCAUGGGUGAGUUAUAAUAAAAAAGAAGAAUAAAGACGGCAAAAGUAAAGUUAUCUAUAAACAUCAUAAGUUUUUUACAUAAUAAAUGCACCAAAUAAAAUAAGUUAAAAUAAAACUUCCACUUUAACGCAAGACUUACAUAAAAAUAUAUCUAUAUUGUACCAACAUAGUUUCAAAAAAAGUUGGAAGUCCAUUUUUAUUGUCUAUGUAUUUUGUAUUGCAUAAAAAAAGAUACGAGCAAUAUUGUACUGUUGCAAAAUGAGCUGGGUGGUGAAGUAAAAAAUAAUGAGCAAAAUGCGUUUUUUCUGAAAUGUUUAACAAAAACAUCUGUUACAAUUUUUAACUCUAACAGAAAAAAUAUGAAACCUGAAGAAGGAAACCAAAAUUCAAUUUCUGCCAAUAUCGGCGUUUACACAGGGGAUAUUGAAGAAAAUUUAAUGAAGUCAUUGAGAGAACGUAGAAAUAAAAUGUACGGCUACAAAUCUAGCGAAAAUAAUUUUCAAUUGAGCUUAAAUAGCGGUCACAACGAAUUAAGUGCAAUAUCAAUGGUUAGUUUAUGUGAUAGAGACGUAAAUGAAAUGGACACAGAUAGGAACGAUACGAUAUCGACUCGGGAAAUGACUCCUAUAACAUAUUCAUCACCCGGAGAUACAUGUGUAAACGAAACUAAUAUAGAAGAUGAUACAAAUAAUAAUAUGGAUACAUUAGAGCCACCAAAUGAAAAAUUAAAUCAUUCAGAAAUAUUACAAAAUCAUGUUUACAAUUUUACUAGGAAAAUUUUUACUCAUAGUCGACGUACUAGUCGAGAUCCAUCGCCAAAUCCAUUUGAAGGAUUUACAACUUUAAAUAGUUCAUUGUAUAUGUCGGAUGGCAUUAGAUCCGUCGAUUUUGUUUUAGCAUGGGAAUGCAAUGUAAAUAAUGAUAUUGAAAAAAUAAACUUUGAUAAACGCUUGGUUUUUGAACAAAACCUUGUUGGUAUUGGAUUAGAAAUAGAAAGAGAAAUCGUUGGAGAAGAUUUAAAUUUUGUUAAGAUUCAUGCACCUUUGGAUGUGUUACGGCAAUACGCAGAAAUUUUAAAAUUACGCCUACCAAUGAAAGAGUCAUUAUGUCGAAUUCACUCAAACGAAAAAAUGAACAAAUUUACAAAUGCAGCGCAGUAUAUCAGCGAAAAGAUUCCCGGAUUAAGUGGCAUUAGAACUACUACAAAUAAUAUAUACUCUCAAUUGAAGGGCUUUGGUGCAUCCCUUCUGAAAAAAAUUUUAGUGGAUGAACGACAUUUUCCAAGGAAAUCUCAUAGGUUUACUGCCAUUUACAGUCGCGAUAAAGAAUAUCUGUUUGAUCUUCAACAAGAUAAUUUUUUUAGUGCAGCUGUUAGAUCAAGAAUUGUCCAAUUCAUUUUAGAUAGACAAAGAUACGUUCAAUCUGGAGAUGACUUUGCUUUUGGUAUUGAACGUCUGGUAUCUGAAGGUGUUUAUAUUGCCGCUUAUCCUUUGCAUGAUGGGGAAAUUUCAGUUCCAGGUAGCAUGCGAUACAUUUUGUACACUGAAUGGGCGGCUGUUAGAAAGUGGUAUCGAUACCAGCCUUUAGAUUAUGUUAAAGAAUAUUUUGGAGUUAAAAUAGGUUUAUAUUUCGCAUGGUUGGGUUAUUAUACUUAUAUGUUACUAUUAGCUUCUGUUGUAGGGGUUAUUUGUUUUUCAUACUCUUUUUUGACCUUAGAUAAAAAUAUUCCUACGAAUCAAAUAUGCUCAGGAAAACCUGAAAUUAAAAUGUGCCCCCUUUGCGAUUAUUGGUGUGAUUAUUGGAGUUUAAAAGAAACGUGUUUCUAUGCUAGGAUAACUUAUUUAAUAGAUAAUUCAACUACGGUGUUUUUUGCCGUAUUUAUGUCUUUUUGGGCAACAUUAUUUUUGGAAUUAUGGAAACGUUAUUCUGCUGAAAUUACCCAUCGGUGGGAUUUGACUGGGUUUGACGUCCAUGAAGAGCAUCCAAGACCGCAAUAUCUGGCAAGAUUAGCUCAUGUUAGAAAAACGCGCAUAGAUUACGUAACAAAUACAAAAGAGCCUCAACCACCGUUUUGGCGUAUGAAAGUUCCUGCAACAAUAUUAAGCUUCUCCGUUGUACUUCUUUUAGUAGCAUUAGCUUUUGCCGCAGUUUUGGCGGUUGUAUUGUAUCGCAUAUCGAUCUUAGCAGCUCUGAGUGUUUAUGGUAGUGCUGUAAAUACUUCAAGUGCCAUAAUGAUAACAACCGGAUCAGCAGCUUGCAUCAAUUUAUGUUUAAUUUUUGUUUUUAAUUACAUGUAUACCUAUUUAGCGCAAUACCUAACAGAGCUAGAAUUGUUAAGAACCCAAACUGAAUUUGAUGACUCGCUAACUCUUAAAAUUUAUCUGUUACAAUUCGUUAAUUAUUAUGCGUCAAUAUUUUACAUUGCAUUUUUUAAAGGCAAAUUUGUUGGUCAUCCUGGAAAAUAUAAUCGCUGGCUUGAAUAUCGCCAAGAAGAGUGCUCGAAUGGUGGUUGUUUGACGGAAUUGUGUAUUCAACUUGCAAUAAUUAUGAUUGGUAAACAAGCAAUGAACUCCAUUCUAGAAAUGAUAAUGCCAAUUUUUUGGAAAUGGGUAAAUAUUUGGCGCGUAGGUUGGUUAAAUCGCAAUAGGAAUAAAAGUAAAAAAAUGAAAAAAGGAACUGGAGAUAGGUGGCUGCGUGAUUUAAAGUUAGUUGAAUGGGGACCAAGAAGUUUAUUCCCUGAAUAUUUAGAAAUGGUUUUACAAUACGGAUUUGUAACCAUAUUUGUUACUGCCUUUCCCUUGGCACCUUUAUUUGCAUUAUUGAAUAACAUUUUAGAAAUGCGUUUGGAUGCAAAAAAGUUAUUAACAUAUUAUAGACGACCUGUCUCUCAAAGAGUAAAGGAUAUUGGAGUAUGGUACCGAAUUUUAGACAGCAUUGGAAAAUUAAGCGUUAUAACGAAUGGAUUUAUCAUAGCUUUUACAUCUGAUUUUAUACCACGUCUUGUAUAUUUAUACAGAAAAACAGAAGACAAAUCAUUAGAAGGAUAUUUAAAUUAUACCCUAGCUUAUUUUGAUACAAAUGAUUUUGAAAUUAAAAGAAACCCGGCAUCGCUGCAGUCUAACAUAACGGUUUGUAGAUAUAAUGAUUUUAGGGCUCCCCCAAAUUCGCCAGAUAAGUAUGAUUUGACGAACGAAUAUUACAUUAUUUUAGCCUGUCGUUUAGGAUUUGUUGUUUUAUUUGAGAAUUUUGUGGCACUAGUUAUGAUAUUAGUUCGAUGGUGCAUACCAGAUAUGAGCACUGACCUACGUGAUCAAAUACGUCGUGAAGCCUACAUUACAAAUGAAAUAAUUAUAAAACAAGAAACUUUAAGAGCUCGAGCAGAACGUGCUAUUGAACAAAAUGUAGAAAAUGAUCCUAAUUUAAGUUUUAUUAAAAUGGAAAAAUUAAUGAGCGGUAAAUUAUCGCAGUCCGAGCUAGAUCUAAUGAUGCAUGGCAGUCCCGAAGAGCCUACAGCACCUGGACAUAAGCCAGCAUAUCCACCUCCGAAUACUUCAACGAUGUCAUCAGGUAAUGUUAAUAUGGCUGCGUUAACUUAUGCCAACCCUACAAUUGUUGACAUUGCCAGUUCUGAUAUUACAAUGGAUACUGCAGACACUGGACCUGUUUCUGUGUAGGAAUAAGUGAUAGUUAUAAAUUUUAUAUUCAAUAUAUAAUCCUAUUUUAUUAAGCCUAAAAUUUUAUAAAAAAAUUAUUUUAUUUUGAUUUAUGUUUUAUAAGAAAUAUGUAUGUCUGUACAUUGCCAAAAUUGACUAAUUACUUUAAAAAUAAAAUUAAGUUAAACAAACGAAUAUUUUUGAGACAGUAAUAUGCAUACGUUGGAAAUACUGAUAAGCUAAGAGAACUAAACCAAUGUUUUUAAAAAAAAUUUAUACGUUUUUUGUUUGUGAUAUUUCUAGUUUUUUUUAUUAGUUACCUGUUGUUAAGCUAAUAAUAAUCAAAGUUUUUUUUUAUUAUUCAAGUUCUAAUACAAUAUUGUGAUAAUAAUAACUAAUGCUACAACAUUGUUAAUAAAGUUUGGUUUCCACUUUAUUCACAUUUUGGUUAAAUUAAAAUUAGUUUAAUUUGCUAUAACUUUAAUUGGAUAAAUUUAAUAGAAAAAUGUUAUUUAAGCAAAUCGGUUUAUAGAAUCUCGUUUAUUAAGAAGGUAUUUCAAUAAGUAAUUAAGUUCAAAUGUAAAAUUUCAACUAUUAAAAACAAAUAAAAAAUCAAUAGAAAAUUAAUUUUGCGUCCUCAAAAAUCUAUAUCUUUAAUUAAUAUUUAUUUUAAGUGAAGAAUCUUAUUUGAAGUUUUAGAAUCUCAAAAAGAACAAAAAAGUAAAUCCUGAUUAUAAGCUUGUGGUUGUGGAAUUAUUAAUAAGAACUAAAAUAUGUUAUUAUACAUUAACAUAGGAAAAUAAAUGAAAUUUAUUAUGGAAAAUUUUCCGAAACAGUAAAAAGUGAUUGUAAUUAGCAAUUUUUUUAGGGUUUUUUUUUUAGAUUUAUCAUAUUUCAAGUAUACACAUAUAUAUUUUUUUUAGUUUUAAUUGACUACGUUUUUUAAAAAAUACAUUUUAAGAUUUAAUAUAUUAAUAGUUAUUUUCUUUACUUUUAAUUUAAAGCCUGAUAUUACAUAAGGUUUUCUUUAAAAUUUUUAUAAUUUUAAAUUUAAAAUUUAUUUUUAGAUUAUUAUUCUUAUGUUUCAGAAAAGGUGAAAACUCAAAAUUUAUAUUUUGUCUUUUUGCUUAACCUACGAUUAACUUAUAUACAGUUAAUUUUUUUAUUCGGCAUAUUGGGCAUCGUUACAGCUUAAGUUCAUGUAUUUGAAUAAGCUGUUUUUUGACGUAGUAAUCUUAUGUGGUUUAUAAUGAAGAAUUCAUCGAUGAGGUUCGCCACAUGGUUUAUUAUGUUUUCAAUUUUGCAGUUUUCACGUAAUUAUAGCCGGUUUGUUGUUUUUGUCUUUUAAUGUUUGUCUUACUAGGUGAUUCAAUUCUGAUGAUUUUUUCUUUCUUGUAGACCUCUUGAUUUCGAUGAUGCCUUGUUCUGCUUUUCAUAUAUAAUCCAGUGGCGUGCCUUAGGAAUUUGCUUUCGAAGAUUCUUAAAGUUGCAUUAGGCGUGGUGCCAUA
Messenger RNA from Condylostylus longicornis, 5295 nucleotides. It is a transcript of the gene subdued, whose product is annotated as anoctamin-1. Bases 494 to 3808 code for a protein of 1104 amino acids. Lineage: Eukaryota; Metazoa; Arthropoda; Insecta; Diptera; Dolichopodidae. The transcript has 16 exons. Gene Ontology annotation, cellular component: plasma membrane. Gene Ontology annotation, molecular function: protein dimerization activity; chloride channel activity. Gene Ontology annotation, biological process: chloride transmembrane transport. The record is from RefSeq and is a predicted model, not a curated record.